GUUGCUUCUCGGUUACCUCGCUUAUCGUACAUUACGCAUACACGAUUGAUUUAUUUUUUAAAUUAUAUACACGAGUGAUCGCCGAUUAGAGCAUGUACAUCAUACAGCCAUAGUAUACGCGCGUGUUUGUAUUUUUAAAAAGUUUAUAUUCCUAUUUUAAAUUGUGGUCGUGUUUUUUUUUGUUUAAUUUAAUUCAUGAUUGAUUGAAGGGAAUGUGUUUUAGUGCUAUUAGAAGAGUGUGGAAAUAGUGUUUCGUGAACGUUUUGGCUCGUCUUUUGGCAUCGUUUACAGACAGUUAUACGUAUGAGUGGAAUGCGCAUGCCUCCAAGAAGCGGCGGUCGCCGUCGCCGCCCAUAAGAUGCGUUCGCUUCUGGCGUACUACGCUGAAGCUGUGAUGUCGGCAGCGACGCGCGGCGCCGGCUGCGCGCUGAGCUGCAGCGGACGCGGCGACUGCAUGAACGGGACGUGUCUGUGUGAGAUACGAUAUGCGGGAAACGAGUGCGCCGCCCCUAACAUGCCGUAUCAUGCAUGUAUUGGAGGCGUGUUCCUGCUGGUUGCGUUCGUGUGUGCCGUGCAGUUGAUGAUAUGCAUCGUAACCGAGUACAGGCGGCUGAAGGCGCCGACCUUCCUCCGAGCGUGUAAAGUGACGACGCAGAAGAUGCUGUAUCUUGUCGCAUUUCUGGCGUCCCUCAUUCGCGGCGCUUACUUCGUAUCGCCGUCAGCAUUCCAAGAGGGAUGGGCGACCAGUCUACUGUCAGCUUACUACCCGUUGCUUAUGUCGGGGUCGUCGUUGAUCGUCUGCUUCUGGGCAGAGGUAUUCCAUCUCCGCGAUAUCCGAUGGGAGCGGCCGAGGUUCCUCUCCAAGUCGUUCCUGGCCUUCGUGACGUUCAACGUGAUAAUUUACUCACUGCUGGCAGCUGAGGUGUUGACCACCAACAUUGCUGACACGUCCGCCGAGAAGAAGAACUUCUACCAGCACGUUUUCAACGGUUGUUACGCUGUGCUGCUCUUCAUUGUCGUGAUCUUCUUCCUCAUAUACGGAGUGGAGGUUUAUUUCAAGCUUCGCGGUGAAUUCCUGAAGGAAACGAAGGUCUGCACUAUAAUAUCACCUCGGCCCGGCCCCUCCAGUGCGGCUGAAGGAGAUGACGUGCAGGAUACUCUUGUCACAAAACAGGGCAUCCAAACGGACCUGACGGACGGCGAUGGAACCAUCGACCCGCGCUCCGUGAACCACUCCCAGCUGCACCAGUCCAGGUUCGGACUGAUCAGCCAAGCGCUGAUGCUGAUACUCAUCGUUGGUUUCCUGGCUUCGGAGACGCUCAGCGAGUUUUGGAAGACCAAGGUGCCGGUGGUGUCUCGUAAUUGGCACGACCUGGUGUUCCGACUGGCGGAGAUCGGCGUCGCGUUAUGGUUUCCCUGCGUGCUUUGGAACUCGAUGGCCCCGGAACGACUCUGGUUGCUGAACCCUCGACGGCUCCUAGCUCGCCAAUUAGACGAUGCAAAGCUCGCGGAUUUACUCGCCCACCGGCACGACGCAAAGAAUGUGGAGACGGACUCUCUGGUGGGGAGCGUGGGGUCCGUUCGUGACUGCUGGAUCUGCUACGACACCUCCAAGCCGGAGCCGCUGAUCAGACCCUGCAGGUGCACCGGAGACGUGUCCGCCGUGCACCAUGAGUGUCUGCGCAGGUGGUUGGUCGAGAGUGCUGCCAAUCAAGACGGUUUGAAGUGUAAAGUUUGCAACACUCCGUACAUUGUACAAGAAACUAAUAGGGUGGAGUGGGAGCGCGGGUUCACGUGCCGGCACUGGAUGCGCACGGCGCUGGCGGUGGCGCUGAUGUGCCUGGCGGCGGCGGGCGCGUGGGUGGUGGUGCAGAUGUUCACGUCGCCCGUCGUGCGGGUCCUCGCAGCCGGCGCAGCGCUACUCAUCUGCUACGUAUCCGUCAGAUUCUUGGGGAUGAAUACAGUGACGGCGUACCAGAGAGCCAAGGUUUCAUCCCUUCAGAUACUGACAGAACCCGUCUCCGAGAACCUAGAGGCGGACCACAGCCAACUGUCCACAAUAAGCAAAACCGUUACCGUCGAGAUCGCAUCCAAAACGGUCCUCGAGCGCGCACUCAAAGGCGACGUUAACAAAUAACUGGUACUGUAAACCGUUGUAACGAAAUAACGUAUUCAAAUAGUCGUUUAUGACGUGUGUUUCUGUUUUUAGUACAAAGACAAUGGACCGCAAUAAUAAUUUUGUGUUGUGAUUAUUUAUUUAGUUGUAACGGAAUGUGUUGUACGUUUAAAACGAAUUUGACUAGACAUUGACGCACUAACGCGUCGGUACUGUGAUGUUAUGGACACGAUGUGCACAGAAGUCGAAGAUACCGUCGGGAGUAUGCCAAAAUAAAUAAUAAUUUGAAUAAAAUUAUAGUGUACUUACGUUUGUAAAAUACUCGAAAGUAAACCGUAUUAUAAACGUAUAAAGUUUAAAUUUGGUUAGGAAUAUAAUUUUAUGUUUUUGUUUACUUAAAAAUGUGUACAAUGGUUAUUAUUAUUUUAUUUCGUUGUACUAAGGCCGCCUUUAUAUCUGUAAGGCUUUUUAAGUUACUACCAUACGUAAUUGAAAACACAUUCACAAUUAAUACUUACGUAAAUAAAUAGCUUAUUGUAAAUUUGUGUACAAAUUUAUUGUAAUUGUAACAGAAAUUAGGACAUAAAUAAAAUUUAUAGGUGUAAAGGCGGCCUGAAGUGUAAUAAAGUGAAAUUUGCCUUUUUUUGUUUUUAUAGCGUCUAAGGUUUUAAGGUUUUGACAUUCAAUUUUGAUUCUAAAACUAUUAGUGGUAGAGUACUAAAUAGCAUCAUGUAAAAGAACUCCGCUUUAGGCAAAAUAAUAUACGAUUCAUUUUCAUAUGAUUCUCGUAAAAGCUUCUUCACACGUUUGAUGAAUAUUUAAAAAGAGAACCUAGUGUGAGGGGGCUCUUAUAGGCCUCUUGAGGUGGAAAUGUAUCGCAUAAUUCUAAAAGACUGGAGCAGUGUUUCUCAAAUUGUAGGUCGCUAUUGCCAAGUGGGUUGUAAAGUCGUAUCCGGGCCAGUAGGAAGGCGGGUGUUGAAAGAAAAAAAAAUUCUUUAUAGGUCUUAUACUACAAAAUAUAUUAUAAUUUAAAAUUAAAAUCACUGACUUAAAUAAUAGUUGAAGAUCAGGUCCCUAAUCCGUAGAGCUAUUAAGUGUAAACUAUAUAAUAA
This is a messenger RNA of Achroia grisella, 3228 nucleotides long. RefSeq lists its product as uncharacterized. Lineage: Eukaryota; Metazoa; Arthropoda; Insecta; Lepidoptera; Pyralidae. The transcript has 13 exons. Gene Ontology annotation, molecular function: zinc ion binding. The record is from RefSeq and is a predicted model, not a curated record. The coding region runs from base 359 to 2137 and encodes 592 amino acids.